Molecule: messenger RNA, 644 nt
Organism: Cylicocyclus nassatus
Lineage: Eukaryota; Metazoa; Nematoda; Chromadorea; Rhabditida; Strongylidae
Source: the annotation of a GenBank genome assembly
AUUAUGUAAUCAUUGCUAAUAUUAAGGGUAGCAUGGGUCUUUUCAACAAGCCCAUCGUCAUCGACGGUAAAGAUCACCUCCUCGGACGUCUUGCAUCGAUCGUCGCGAAGCAGUUGCUUCAAGGCGAGAAAGUUGUCGUCUUGAGAUGCGAGGAAAUCAACAUCUCUGGAAAUUUCCACCGAUCAAAGCUGAAGUACAUGAGCUUCCUUCGCAAGAGAUGCAACAUCAACCCUGCUCGAGGUGCUUUCCAUUAUCGAUCACCAGGAAAGAUCUUCUGGAGGACAGUAAGAGGAAUGCUUCCCCACAAAACUCCUCAUGGCAACUUGGCCUUGAAGAAUCUCAGAGUCUACGAAGGUGUCCCUAACACAUACGAUCGCGUGAAGAAGAUGAAUGUUCCUAUCGCCAACAGGCAUCUAUGUUUGAGACCUCGACGCAAGUUCUGUUCGGUCGGAAGACUCUCCCAUGAGGUCGGGUGGAAGUAUCAGGAUGUUGUUGCCAAGCUCGAAGCUAAGAGGAAGGUCAAAGGAGCAGCUUAUCAUGAAAAGAAGAGAAAACUCGAGAAGCUGCACGAACAAGCGAAAAAGAAUGCUGCCGCAAAGAUCGCUCCUUAUCAGAAGAUUAUUGAGAGCUGUGGAUACAACUGA